GCGGCGCGGGGCGCGUCGCCCCCCUCAGUCCACCAGAGCCCGGAUACCUCAGAAAUUCGGCUCUGGGUCUGUGGGGAGCGAAAUGCAACCCAAACCCCAUUUUUCCGAACCCCGCGCAAAUAAACACGCACAAGCACGCACACAGACGUCGCCGCGGCUGGCGCUCGCCGCCUCAGGUCUAGGCGGGCCGCCGGCCGGCCCGGGCCGCGAGGGAAGAGCCCAGGCCCGAGAGGGGUCGCCGUCUACGUCUCGCAGCCUGAGGGGUGGCCGCUCGGCCUCGGCCGCUCACAGGCGCGAUGUAAGUGCCCGGCGUCACCGGCCCGGCUUAACGGUGCAACGGCCGGCCUGGGCCUGCAACUCUGGGGUCCCGGUCGGGCUGGAGCGGCCGCCGGAGAGACCUGGUAGGCGGGGCGCUUGGGGCAGGAAGGGAGCCGGGGAGGGAAAAGCGCGACUGUGAUUUGUACGGCUGGGCCCGGACCGUGAAGGAGACCGGGUUGCGGCUGCCCUCACACCGACCACCUGGGACCGGCUGACUGCGGCCGCUCUUCGCUCAACUGGGUCGCCGACCUUGUUGAGGGGCGACCACUGCGGGAGGCCGGGAGCCUGCGGCCCGAGUUUGAGGUGAAUGGCAGUGCCCUGAGUGCGGCGGCUGGGUCUCGGUGACACUGACGACUGGAGGGGCGGUCGGAAGAGCGCGGGGCCGUCGCCUCUGGCUUAACAUGGCAGAUGCGCCGAAACUCCAACAGGUGGCUCCGUGGCGCAAUGGAUAGCGCAUUGGACUUCUAGAGGCUGAAGGCAUUCAAAGGUUCCGGGUUCGAGUCCCGGCGGAGUCGUAGCGCUUUUUAUCCCUCCCCCUCACAAUCUAUUUUCUUCCCGUCAUGUCUCCUAUUUCUUUCUUGUUUUUUGGCUGAACGGUUUAACUUGUCUCUCAUUCCCUGCUCUCGCAGUUCACUGCAUUCGGCUCUUGCGGUCCUUUGCUCUUAAGCGGCUCGAAGGGUGCCGAGCCCCUCAGCUCCCGGGGCCUCGGUGGCUCAGGGCCGGGUCAGCCGACUCUGCAGUCGAUCUAGGUCCUGAGAAGAGCGAUGGCUGCAGCGGCGAAGGAAAAGCGACAGCGAAGCGAGGGCUCGCGGUUUCGGCCUAAAGGAAAGUGUAGGGGAGGCCCGGGUCUCGGGUGACACCCCCACGCCUCUAGCGGGAUUGUGGCUGCGAGGGAGGUACGAGAAAACGCGCCUACACCCUGCGUGCGCUGUGCUGACUACCUCUCCAGCAUGGAGGCUUCCAGAUGAGCAGGCACCCGAAUCCCAGCGGGAGCCCGUCAAAAAUGGGGAUUUCUGCCGUCACUCUGGGACUCUUAAUUCGGUCCGUCUGGGGUGGAGCCCAGGAAUCUGCAUUUCUGAUAAGGUCACCUGCUCCCCUCCCCUAUUAUUCCAGUGCAAAGAGGUCCUAGGCCCACUACCCAUCAGCUCCUCAAGACAGGAGUUACUAUAUCUUUUUCUGACAACUGUUAGCUUUGCACAAGAUUAGCAAAUAAAUCCAGGAAUGAAUGGAAUCUUAAACUCGUAAAAAACAAUGAAAGAUAAUUCACACAAAAGAUACAAAAUCGAAAAUUGUCAAAAAAGGUACAGGGAAAAGUAAGCAUCCUUGUUAUUCCUAUAGGCCAGCCUCGCAAUUCUCUCCACAAGCCAUUAGUGGUAAUGGUUUCUUGGAAAUAUUUUCAGAUUUAUUUUAUGCCCAUAGCAGCAUUUUUAACAUCUUUUGUCAUAAAUAUGUCAUAAAUAACAGUGUUAUUGAUGUAUGUGAUAUGUAUCCUUUUAAAAACACAAAUUGUAGUAUGCUAUACUUGCUUGUUUUACUUAUGAAUACAUGUAGAGCUGCCUUGUUCCAUUGUACAUAUGAUUUAACAGUCCGUAAUAGCUGGACAUUUAGAUUUCCAGUAUUUUCCUAUUACAAACAAUGCAUCAGUGAACAUCCUUGUUCUUAUAUUAUUGUAUACAAGUACAGGUACAUGUAUCUGUAGGAUAGAUUCCUAGAAAGUUGAAUUGCUGGUUCAAAGUUUUGUGCGUUCUUAAUCUGUACUUUUUAAAUAUAUAUUGGCAAAUUGCCCCUUAGA
Messenger RNA from Rhinopithecus roxellana (golden snub-nosed monkey), 2110 nucleotides. RefSeq lists its product as uncharacterized. The record is from RefSeq and is a predicted model, not a curated record. NCBI's taxonomy places the organism in Eukaryota, Metazoa, Chordata, Mammalia, Primates, Cercopithecidae. The transcript has a single exon. The coding region runs from base 83 to 457 and encodes 124 amino acids.